Molecule: messenger RNA, 743 nt
Organism: Centruroides sculpturatus (bark scorpion)
Lineage: Eukaryota; Metazoa; Arthropoda; Arachnida; Scorpiones; Buthidae
Exons: 2
Coding region: 275-715 (146 amino acids)
Source: RefSeq, a predicted model, not a curated record
GGGCACGUCCUCCCUUUAGAACGACUGCGCUAUGCGGGGCAUGUCGGAUGUCGCGUUCCGACCAGUCUUCGCCACAUACCAAGAGAUUUUUCGGUUGGAAACGACCGCAUACCUCACUACCCCAUCCGAACGCUGAAUAAUCCGACGAGACAGGUGGACGGAGUCUGUCAGUUCAACGUUUGCUUCUCUACGAGUUGCAUCAACGUUAUGGACGCUCUCUUUCGACAAACGGUAAAUUUCGCAUAUAAUUUCGAGAAAAAACGAAAAAAUUAAUAUGGAAAAAGAGAAUAAAUCGGAAAAAAUCUCCAGUUCGGUAGAAGAUAGCAAAGAAGACGAAGCGGUUGCGUCCGUCCCGUUACGUCAACGUCGAUUUCCGGCCUCGUUUUGGCAGGAACCAUCCCGACUUCCGGAAAAAUGGUUAUACGUCAGCCAAGUUCCGAAUCAAAAUCCCGGUUCUUCGGCUUUCGUUAGUCAAACGAAUGUAUCAGUUAUGUCGAGACCGUCCUCGUCGGGAAUGGUCAACUGUCCAUGUUCGGCAUGUAAGACGCCAUUUUAUUAUCCAUUAAGAUGGACUGUGCCAUAUUAUUGUCAGACGAUCGUUUCUCAUCCUUAUUCCUUCUAUCCCAACGUAUCACCCCAGUGUUGCCAUCCAUGUAAAAUAUGUGAUUCGCCCAGAUUCGAAAGUAGGAAAAGUUUUAGAUAUUAUCCCGUUUGAUUGGCAAACAAAUUGAAUGUUUCCAAUA